AUGCCCUCCAUCCUCGAAGACCCCAACAACAAGAUUCCCCCUCCACAUGCCUCCCUCCAAUCUUCCAAAACCCUAACCCACCGCAAAGCUCAAUUGAAAGAUGGCUCCCCCGUAACCCUCUACCCCGUCGCAAACGGACCCCAAAGCAUCCCCGCUGACCUGGUGGCCCUCCUGCACCAGGAAUUCAGCGAGGAGAUCAAGGCCGGCUGCACGUAUCCCAUGGAGGAGCCGAUGGCGUUGGAUCGGUUCGCAGAGUACUGGUUUGGGACGUUUGCGGUAGUGGCGGUUCUCGGGGAGGAGGAGGGUUUGAGAGAGGGGCGGGAUUGGGAGAAGGAGUGCCUGGGAACGUUUUAUAUCAAGCCUAAUUAUCCUGGUCGGUGUUCGCAUGUCUGCAAUGCCGGAUUUUUGACAACAGUUGCUGCAAGGAAUCGCGGUGUUGGUAUUGUGAUGGGGGAGACGUAUUUGGAUUUUGCGCCCAAGCUGGGCUACAAAUACUCGGUUUUCAAUCUGGUCUUUGAAAACAAUGUCGCAUCGGUCAAGAUCUGGGAGAGGCUGGGUUUCAAAGUCAUUGGGCGCGUGCCUGGUGCAGCACGGCUGGCCAAUAGCUCGGAGUUGGUGGAUGCGUUGAUCAUUGGUCGGGACUUGGCUUAG
Molecule: messenger RNA, 651 nt
Organism: Aspergillus alliaceus
Lineage: Eukaryota; Fungi; Ascomycota; Eurotiomycetes; Eurotiales; Aspergillaceae
Product: GNAT family N-acetyltransferase
Exons: 3
Coding region: 1-651 (216 amino acids)
Molecular function (GO): acyltransferase activity, transferring groups other than amino-acyl groups
Source: RefSeq, a predicted model, not a curated record